Messenger RNA from Naegleria gruberi, 1635 nucleotides. RefSeq names its product tyrosine decarboxylase. The record is from RefSeq and is a predicted model, not a curated record. Gene Ontology annotation, biological process: amino acid metabolic process. The transcript is spliced from 3 exons. NCBI's taxonomy places the organism in Eukaryota, Heterolobosea, Eutetramitea, Acrasida, Naegleriidae. Gene Ontology annotation, molecular function: carboxy-lyase activity; pyridoxal phosphate binding. The coding region runs from base 1 to 1635 and encodes 544 amino acids.
AUGCUUCCAUCAAACAAUCAACAGCCACUCCCAUCACAAGAGAAUAACAAUUCAUCAUCGGAAUUUACACUUGAAGAACUCAAUUUUCAACAUCCAUGGUCUGCCUCCGAUUUCAAAAAUCACCUAAAUACAGUUGGUGAUUAUAUUGUUAAUUAUCAUGAUCAAUUAAUUAAUCCAAACAAUACUUUAGAAGAAAACAAAAUUCAUCACCCAGUCUGUUCUCAAGUACAACCAGGUUAUUUGCAAAAAUUAUUACCAAAUGAAGCACCUCUUAAUGGAGAAUCAUUUGAUGAUAUUUUGAAAGAUGUUUCUGAGAAGAUUACUAUGGGAGUAACUCAUUGGCAACAUCCUAAUUUCUAUUCUUUCUUUUCUGCCAAUUUUUCAUAUCCUGCUCUCAUUGGUGACAUCUUGUCAGGAAUGUUCAAUGUCAUUGGUUUUAGUUGGAUUACUUCACCUGCAUGCACAGAAUUGGAAACUAUUGUUAUGGACUGGUUGGCCAAAGCUCUCCAUUUACCAAAACACUUUUUAAGUGAAACAACAGGUGGAGGAUCCAUUCAAGAUACAGCUUCAUCAGCUGGUGUAGUUGCAAUGUUAGCAGCUAAAGAAAAGAAACGUGUCCAAAUGAAGAAUGAAAUGGGUGAUUCAUUCAAUCAAGCUGAUUUUCAAGGAAAGUUAGUGGCCUACGUUUCAAGUCAAACUCACAGCUCUAUUGAGAAGGCAUGCAUGGUCACUGGUAUUAUUCAUUUGAGGAAAAUAUCUGCCUAUCCAGACACUUAUAAUAUGAAUGAAAAUGAAUUGGAAAAAACUAUUCAACAGGAUUUGGAAAAUGGUUUAAUUCCAUUCUUUGUUUGUGGAACCAUUGGAACAACAAGUAGCACUGCCAUUGAUGAUUUAUCCAAGAUUGGAGCAAUUUGUCAAAAGUUUUCAUUAUUCCUUCAUGUUGAUGCUGCAUUCGUUGGAUCAUCACUCAUGCUACCUGAAUGUAGACAAGCUUUUGUUGGUGGUGAUAAUUGUGAAUAUUUGGAAUUUGCUGAUUCUUUCACAUUCAAUCCUCACAAGUGGAUGUUGACAAACUUUGAUUGUUGUGCAUUUUGGGUCAAGGAGAGAAAACAUUUGAAGAAUGCUCUGUCUUUAGAUCCUGAAUAUUUGAAAAAUAAGGCAUCCAGUAGUGGACUUGUUACUGAUUACAGAGAUUGGCAGUUGCCUCUUGGUAGACGUUUCAGAUCUUUGAAAUUGUGGCUUGUUAUGAGAGUUUAUGGUAUUAGUGGACUUCAAAAGUAUCUCAGACAUCACAUUAAUCUUACAAAAUAUGCCGAAACUGAAUUGAGAAAGCAAUCAUGCAUUGAAUUCCUAGCUCCAAGAGUUACCAGUCUUAUCUGUUUCAGAUAUCACAAUUCAGAAUGGUCUCUCCAAAAGGAAAAUCGUUUCAACGAGAUUCUUAUUGAAAGAAUUAAUGUAAAUGGUAUGAUGUACAUGAGUCAUACUGUUUUGGGUGGAAAGUAUUGUUUGAGAUUGGCAAUUUGUGGUUCCUUCACAAAUCUCGAACAUGUCCAAUUUGCUCUCUCAACCAUUGACAGUCAAAUGAAGAAUUUAUUGGCAGACUUGGAAAAUGGAACUGUUGAAAUCAAUAUUUAA